CUUAGUCUCACACACUCGCUCCAUCAUCUCAACCAAGCGCACCCCCCAAAAAAGCUCAGUGUUCCUGCGUGUGUAGCUUGCUGGUGUUGGUGUUUCUCUUCAGGACAGGAAGACCAACAGUAGCGCAGAAGUGGACACAAUAACUGGAAGGGGAAACGGGUAGUGACCUUUUUGUUGGCGGGGGGGCCGGGAGAGACGCCGAGGGUCUCAAACAAUUCAAGGGGAGGAGAAGGAGGAGGAGAACCUGUUGGUGCGGCCAAAAUAUUUCCCAGUUGCCUUCUGGAAGUGCGCUGAGCUCGUCUUGAUCACUUCACUUGGGCCAUUCUAAGUAUUGGAGCAAAGGUUGGAAACCAAAUUAAUUGGACGGAGAGUCACAGCGAGGAAAAAUAAGUGAUUGCAAGGGUUAAAAAAAAAAAAAUUCGGGAAGGAUUUAAGAGGUCUUCAGGAAGGAUACGGUAGUUUUAGACCCGCCAGCACUCAGAGAUCAUGGCUUUGCUCCGGCUCUGGACCGCGGGGCUUAUUCUGGCCGUCGUAGCCUGGUCCGUCUCGCCCGGUGUUACCGAGGAGUCUGGAUCGGCGAGGAAGCAACGAGUUGCUGAGGAGAUUGUGAGGAAGGAGAGCCAUCCUGUCGUGUCACGGAAAAAGAGGGAGUGGAUCUGGAACUCGCUCUAUGUGGAAGAGGAAAAACCGGCACCCAUUCCUUACAAGAUUGGGCAGCUUAAGUCCAGUCAAAAAGUGGAGGUGAAGCGGUUUAAAAUCGAGGGAGAGGGCGCCGACAGCAUCUUCACAGUGGACCACAAAGGCGAUCUGUUUGUCAGCAAAUCUCUGGACCGUGAGGAGAAGAGCGCGUACCACCUGACCGCCAGGAUGUACGACGGCAACAACAAACUCAUAGAAGACUCGGGCGACUUUGUGGUCCAGGUGACUGACAUCAACGACAACAGCCCAGUCUUCCCCAGAACAUACAACGGAUCUAUCAUGGAGAGGUCCACUAUAGGAACUAAAGUGAUUGAGGUGAGGGCAACGGAUGCUGACGACCCCACCACCGCCAACGGCGAGCUACGCUACUCCCUGACGCCUGACGGUGACCUGUCUGCCUUUGAAAUCGACAGCAUAUCAGGUAUGAUUAGUUGCAAAGUGGGCACUCUGGAUCGUGAGACGAGAAGUCAGUACGUGGUGGUGGUGCGGGCUCAGGACAUGAGAGGAAUGGCGUCAGGCAGCACGGCCACCACCUCCGUCACCAUCAGCGUCGCGGACAUAAACGACAACAUCGCUUCUUUCACUAGACGCAUGUACGAGUUGCAGGUUCCUGAGAACCACAAGCUGAACUCGCGGAUCGGCACUCUGGAACUUGAAGAUCGCGAUCAGAUCCAAAACAAGGAGCCCAUCUUCUCCCUGCCCCUCGACAACAAAAUGUUCUAUGUUGAGAUCGGGCCCAGCAAGGACGGCAACCUUAUGCUCAGACAACCACUGGACUACGAGACAAGAAAGAGCUAUACAUUUAGCGUGCAGGUGAGGGAGAACCUGAGAAACUUGCGCUUUCCCGCCGACAACGUGGCCACUGCCGUCACCACAGCACAGGUGAACGUUAAAGUGUUGGAUGUGGAUGAACCACCGGUGUUUUUGCAACCGACGUACACUUUCAAAGUGCCUGAAGAAAGACUGGUCAACAACAUCGGCACCGUUAGCGCCAGAGAUCCCGACAAAGCCGCCAAGAGUAUCCGGUACUCCAUUUUAGACAAGGAUUGUCCAAUCGCUAUCAAUCCGAUCACAGGGCAGAUGUCCACCCUGAGGACUCUGGACCGCGAGCUGGAGGCCACGCACAUGUUCCAAGUUACAGCCCAAGAGGAGCCAAGCGGUUUGGAGUCAUUUGUCAAAGUCAACAUCAUCGUGGAGGACGUCAAUGACAACAAGCCUGAAAUGGACGUGGAUGAGAUCUUUGUAUGCGAGAAUGACAACGCCAAUACAGUUAUCGGGACAUUGAGGGCCACAGAUAUGGAUGACCAGCCUGCCUCGUUCUCCUUCAUGCUGGCUUCUCCAAGCUCCAACUUCUCUAUCAGGGACCAUGGCAACAACACCGCAGACGUGUUGGUGAAACAGGGGCCAUUCAACCUGGAUGAUCCCAGAGAUUACAGCGUGGAUGUGAGCAUCAGUGACGGGGGCCGACCCCUCCAGACCAGCGUCACCAAACUGGUUAUCAAGGCAUGCCGCUGUGACGCUAGACGCAUCCCAACGCAGUGCAAGGCCGUGGCGCAGAAGAUGGGAGUGAGCGUUCACGUUCUCAUCGCCAUUCUGCUCUGCAUACUCACCAUACUGGUGAUCGUCAUCCUAUUUGUGAUGAAGAAACGUUACCACAAAGACUCGCUGGCCGGCAUGAAGAACAGCGGUGAGAUUCACGAACAGCUCGUAACCUACGAUGAGGAGGGUGGCGGCGAGAUGGACACCAACGGCUAUGACGUUUCCAUCCUGACGUCGGCAUUCAACGAUGGUUCCCUCCUGCGGCACCCGGACUGCCUCCCCCACCCGUCACUCUACGCCAUGGUCCAGAAGUCCCAGCCCCACCAUCACCCACACCAAGUACAGCCCGCCUCUGCCUGUAAGGGAGACAUGGCAGCCAUGAUUGAGGAAAAGAAACACGACGCGGACCACGACCGUGAAGGCUUCCCUUACGACACGCUGCACAUCUAUGGCUAUGAGGGCCCAGAGUCCAUCGCAGGGAGCCUCAGCUCGCUGGGAAGCUCUUCCAGUGGCGGAUCAGACUCAGACUACGACUUUCUGAGUGACUGGGGCCCCAGAUUCAGGACCCUUGCUGAGCUGUACGGCGUGGACGAGUCGGAUUACUACCACUAGAUGACCUUUUCACCGAGACGCCACGUGUACUUCCGGGUGGCAAAAACUAGAUGGCAUCAGUCGAGGCAGAGCAAUUCAGUAUACGGUAAACAGAAUUUUCUAUUGGUGUUAGAAUGAAACCAAAACCAGAUAAAGUCAAACAUUCUUCUAUCUAUCUGUGGGGGAAAAAAGGCCUUCUACUAAGACUGUGCCAUAUCAUACCAUUGAUAUUAACGGUGAAAUAUCACUGGCUGCAGCUUUCUUUGGUGUUCCUUCCUGUUAGACGCCAAAAUAUAAACACUAAAGCUCAAGUUUUAAACUGUUAGUUUUUAAAUGUUGUUAUACUUGAUUUCUGAGGUUAAACACGACUUGAUUAAUUUUUGUUUCCAUUUCAAACUGUGCCAUUUAUCAAUCGUACAUUUGCGCUCUUUACACUGCAGUGUAAUUGUGUAAAAGUAGGGUGAGCUGUAUAUUGUGUGCAAUGAAAACGCUGUAAAUUUGAGUCAGAAUUACGCACAUAUUUUGCAGGAUUUUUAUUCCCAUAUCACCCAAAAUAUCACAUAAAACUUUGAGGCUAUAUCGCUCACCCUACCUUAUACAAAGCUAAAUGUUUGGGGGUCCGGUUCCGCAGUCUAGCAACCUGGACAAUAGCCGUACGAUGUAUCUGCUUCAGCUACACCCAGGUUUUUGUCAUCGUUUUCAAUUCAGAUCAACAGUACUCGGUCACUUUUCAGUCACCCGGAAGUACCCUGACGCCUAUUGUUUACACGUAUUAUGAAAAGGUCUAUAGUCUACAGCCAUAAAAAAACAACCACACUUGAGGAGGAACAAGACUUUGAUGGUGUCACUUUUGUUUUUGGACACAGACAUUGGAGAGUACAAGUGUCUCUUCUCGUCCAAUCAGAUUGAAGGAUGUUCACGUGAAAGGGAAUGGUCGCACUAGUGCAAAGUUGCGAUUGAAGGACGCAAUGAAACCUAACAAAGUUGACGUCUGAGCGCUAUUUUCUUAAAUGCCGUGUUUUCGCUUUUUGUCUACUUUGGUAUUUUUAUCUAUUUUACAAACGCACACACACUCAUGCAAUUUCCACUUUAAUAGAUACACUUGCACCAUUCAAUAUUUUCUAGUACAAAAAUGCAAAGACAAAAUUGUUAAUUUUUGUACCAGAACAUAUUGAACAGAACAUGUAAGUGUGCCUAAUAAAGUGGUGCUAGCUUUCUAUAUCGAUUAGUAAUAGUACUAUGAUAUAUUCUGGUGGAUACCAAAAAUUUGACAAGAAACUAAUACAAUACUUUUAAGAGUGGCCAGGCUUAUUUGUACUGUUUUAACCCAAGUGUUAGUUAUCUCUUUAGUCGUUUUUUUUUUUUUUUAUAUUUCACAAAAGAAGAAUAAAAAGGAAGUCAGUUGAUGAGUUUUACAUGCACACACACACACACAAUGUUCACUUUAUUAGGUACGCUUGCACCAUUUAAAUACAAUAUACAGGUAAUUAUGUCCAGUUUAAUUGAUACUAAGAGUGGUAGCUUUCCUACUCCAUUCACAGGUGCAUGUGUACUUAAUAAAGAUGUACCAGUUCGCCGUGUUCAAUCCAUAUACAUACUGUACAUGCCUUGAGAUAUAAUCUUAAAUCAUUAAAAAUACCUUUAUCGCAAAAUAAUCUCAAAUUCUCCCUUUCCAUUGAUGUGGAUGAGAAUGGAUUUAAUUUGUUUGAGCCCCCCACCCUAAGUUCUCCAAAGUUAUUAUAGUUUUAAAUGUCGAUAUGGUGACGCUAAACACAUUU
Molecule: messenger RNA, 4607 nt
Organism: Corythoichthys intestinalis (scribbled pipefish)
Lineage: Eukaryota; Metazoa; Chordata; Actinopteri; Syngnathiformes; Syngnathidae
Gene: cdh5
Product: cadherin 5
Exons: 15
Coding region: 487-2850 (787 amino acids)
Biological process (GO): multicellular organism development; adherens junction organization; homophilic cell-cell adhesion
Cellular component (GO): bicellular tight junction; adherens junction; catenin complex
Molecular function (GO): cadherin binding; calcium ion binding
Source: RefSeq, a predicted model, not a curated record